GCGCCCGGGCGGAGGCUGCGGCGGGAGCCGGCUGCGGGAGGCUGCGGGAGCCGCCGCGAUGGCAGAUGAGAUAAGCAAGGCGCAGACUGCCCAGCCCGGGGGAGACACCAUCUUCGGGAAAAUAAUUCGCAAGGAAAUCCCGGCCAAAAUCAUUUUUGAGGAUGACCGGUGUCUUGCUUUCCAUGAUGUUUCCCCACAAGCCCCAACUCAUUUCCUGGUGAUACCUAAGAAACCCAUUACCCAGAUAUCUGUUGCAGAAGAAGAAGAUGAAAAUCUUCUUGGACACUUAAUGAUUGUUGGCAAGAAAUGUGCAGCUGACCUGGGUCUGAAGAGAGGAUACCGAAUGGUGAUCAAUGAAGGUGCAGAUGGGGGGCAAUCUGUCUAUCAUAUCCAUCUGCAUGUCCUUGGAGGACGUCAAAUGCAAUGGCCUCCUGGAUAAAUUGUUGGAAUGAUUUGUUUUAUUUAGGGAGCAAGGCAGGUUUACAGCAUAUAUGUUAAGCUGAGUAUACUUAGUGUUUUCGGUGAAACAGGAAAUUGGGAAAUCACUUCAAAAUGUACACAAUAAAAGACAGUUAUCUGUUUCCUGUGCUUCUGAA
Vombatus ursinus (common wombat) is the source of this 596-nucleotide messenger RNA. It is a transcript of the gene HINT1, whose product is annotated as histidine triad nucleotide binding protein 1. The coding region runs from base 59 to 439 and encodes 126 amino acids. The transcript has 3 exons. Lineage: Eukaryota; Metazoa; Chordata; Mammalia; Diprotodontia; Vombatidae. Gene Ontology annotation, biological process: purine ribonucleotide catabolic process. The record is from RefSeq and is a predicted model, not a curated record. Gene Ontology annotation, molecular function: hydrolase activity. Gene Ontology annotation, cellular component: cytoplasm; nucleus.